This is a messenger RNA of Paecilomyces variotii, 1160 nucleotides long. RefSeq lists its product as hypothetical. The record is from RefSeq and is a predicted model, not a curated record. The transcript has 5 exons. The coding region runs from base 393 to 1160 and encodes 255 amino acids. NCBI's taxonomy places the organism in Eukaryota, Fungi, Ascomycota, Eurotiomycetes, Eurotiales, Thermoascaceae.
CUUCUCUUAAUCUAAAUUACUCGGGAUUUCGCCAGCGCGUGGACAAUACCAGAAUAACUGCCGUUCCGUUCCCGCGCUCUUUUCUGGUUCAACCAAGCUUUCCUGACAUCGCGCCCUGACGAUCUCCGUUCUUCCUUCUGACCUUUCCUACCAUCACAUUCUUUACUUGUUUUCUCUGCACAAUUCAGGCCCUUGGGGAGUUUGUCUUUUGAUCUGGGCCAAUUCACGGAUCGGAGAUCGGAGGUCAACGCCGCCAGCUUGACAUGUGUGGUUCGGAUAGAUCUGCCAUGCAACUGGGGCUGGUGAGAGAGAGCCUGUUUCACGUCGGUACCUUCUCAGUGAUUGCAAGUACUUUCUGUGGAUGACUCCAUACAGAUACCUAUAUCCGAUCGAUGUUGUGUUUUCGUUUCCCAUCGGGAACGCCGGGAUCAUUAUUGCUGUCCUGUUGGACUCCAACCAUGCCCCGUGGGGUUCUCUGGCAAACACUUGACAUCACCAACACGGCACGGUCGGCUUUUCCAACCGAUCGCAUGGAGAAGAUACUCGUUUUUCGGACUAGAGUAGUCAUUAGCGUGAACAAGUUCAGGAUACAGCAUCAUAAAUUGGCAAUACUGGAUCACAGUAGAGACAGCUGGCAGUGCCAAUCCUUGGGCAAUAGCAAUGAUGUCUAUUAUAGCGGCAUCUUGACAGUGCGAUUGUAUCUUGCUCAGCCACAAAUCUAUCGAGGGUUCUUUUUGCGAUUGUGCGGGACGAACGAAUCCACGAAUUGCACCGCCACGGAUCCAGGAAGUUGCUCAAAUGCGCAUUCCUCAUGCGGAUGUCUCGGCCAUUCGUCGAUUCUGAUUCUGCUCAGCAAUCAGCUAGUCUGCGCGGCGGAGAAGUCUCAAGACCAGAGAGACCUGAGAGAAGAGGAAGUGGGGGAGGCCUCUGAUCUAGAAGUCCUUCGAAACCCUUUCCUAUGCUGCUGUCGAACUUCAUGCUCGCCUGGCAAUUUCCUCGUAGACGUUAUACCUGAACGUUAUCCAGAUGCGAGACAGGAGCGUUCCGAUGUGCUCUCUGCAUACAUGUUUGGUUUCAGGCUACCGAUGAGGAAUGGGCCAGUUCGGAGACAGGGACCUUCUUCGGCCACCCUCCGGCCUACCUCCCACAACUGGACAUAG